UCGUUCUGUUAGCAUUGAAAAUUCCGCGCUUUGUUUUGUUUUCAAGUCUCGCUGUUGUAAUUUCACUUAUCGUGGAAGUUCGUUUGUCCUUCACCGAAUCAAAUUCGAAAUCAAUCGCUUGAGAACUGUUAAGUAUUAUAUCGAUGUUAUGUCUAGCGGUACUCGGGAUCGUGAUGGCAACAAUGGUGGUGGUCAAGUUGGGAAUAACAAGCAAAAACGUCAAAAGCAUGGAAACAAUUGGCAUAAUGGAAAAAUGAAGAUGAGACCUGUUACAGUGGAGACAGUUCGCCGUAUUGUUGCUCAAGAGGGGCGAUCUGCGAGAAAUUUAAUUUCAUGGAAUGCACCUCUUGAUAAUGUGGAGAGAAAACAUUCUGUUGAUGAUGGUGAAGAAUUCAAACCUGUGAAAACUCGUAGACGAGCAUCAGGAUUAAAACGAAGAUCUAAAUCAUGUGAUACAAAUGAUAAAAAGUCUGAUAACAGCAACAAUAAAAGUAAUGGAACGACUCGGACACCCAGAGAUAUAAAGACAAGUGGAGGAUCUUCAAGAUCUUCAUCAGUUGGCAAGAAACAAACAAGUAUUCGUGCGAGAUAUUGGGCAUAUUUAUUUGAAAAUCUUCGUAGAGCUGUUGAUGAAAUAUAUGCAACCUGUGAAACAGAUCAAAGUGUUGUUGAGUGCAAGGAAGUUCUUCUGGUUUUGGAUAAUUAUAGACAUGAUUUUCAAGCUCUUAUUGAUUGGAUAAAUCUUCAAGAACGUAUAAAUUCAACUGAUGUUGCCAACAGACCUACAUCUUUGGCAUGGGAGGUCCGUAAAUCUUCACCAGGUCGGCCGAGACAAAGAAUGACUCCUCGUUCUGGACAACAACCUCCCUUUUCAGGUCUUACUCAAAAUGCUCCAUCAUCGACGACUGGAAUCACACCGACAAACAGCAUUAAAAGGUGUCUCAAGUUCCCAGAUGGGAAUGCUGGGUUAAAUGCAACCUCAAACAACACUACUAAUUCUGCUCUGUGUGAUAGCAAAACAUCAUCUAAUUCUUUGCUUCUUCGAUCAAAUUUUGACAAAAAGCCUGGAUCUACAACUGGUACAGUAUCCUGGGCUGACAAAGUAAAAGGAGUUACAAACACGGUUCCUAAACCAACCGCACCACAAUCUCAAAAUCAACCAAAAACAAUGGUUCCACAACCUAGCAAAAAAACUGGCAAAGAGAACACUGUGAUCAAUAAAGCUAGUGGAUUAAAAACAUCUGAUGAGGAAGAAGGUUGGGAAAGAGUUUCGUCAAAGAACAAACAACCGAAAGUCAAUCGUGUUCAUUUCACAAAACCGAAGGACAAACCUCAACAACCUGCAAACACUGAUACAAAUAAGAGAAAGGCUUUAUCAAUUAUCAAAGAUGAUAAUUCAAAUUUAGUGGUUGUCAAUGAAAACAAAGAACUCGUCAAAACUGAUAAACUCGUUGCAGAAAACCUGGAAUUUUUUGUUGAUUCAAUCGCUGAAGAUUCGCCUAUUACUCCUGUAUCCGGGAAUUCAAGUUAUUCUAAUUUAGUUGUGGAAAGAUCAAUGGCUACUUCCAGCACCUCAUCAUAUAGUGAUAUAGUGGGUGAUACUGCUCAAAGUGAAAAACUUGAUGAGGAUUCAUCACUCAAUAAAGUUUUGUUCGUUGGAAAUGAUAGUUUCCAGGAUGAGGAUAUUUCUCUACAAACUCUUGAGGAUGUUGAAGCUGAAUAUUUUAAAUCUGACCCAACGUUGUUGCCUGUUGAUGGUGAAAGCAAUGUAAUUGAAUCAUUAGAGGAGGACUCCGACUCAAAAACAAAUAAAGCUCUUCUUGAACAUGAUGCUUCAAUCGCAGCUGCUGAACAAGAAGAACAAGAGUUAAUGAAAGAAAUUGAAGAAGAAGAAAAUAAAUAUAUUGAUGUUGAUUUGGAGGAAUCAAAUGAAGCAGAUACACCAAGUGCAUCUAGCAAUGGAAAAAAUUCCCUGGAAAACUCACAGGAAGGUUCUGAUUGGAAUAAAAUUAUGGCCAGAUAUGAAGCUGAACAAGAGAUGCAUCAGGGAAUGACUUGGGGUGAUAUGAUUGAUGAAGAAGAAUUAAGAGAACCUGGUCGGGCUGUUCAAAUGCAUGAAAAAUUAUCAUCACCAUCUAGAAAGAGAACACCUGCUGAAUCUAAACGUAAAAUGGAAGAAAAACAACGAUCAGCUUCGUUGAGAAGACAGAAAAUGGUUCAAGAUAAAACUGAAAGAAUUCAUGUAUUGACUGAAAAAGUGAUAGAAGUUAAAAAUUUAAAAGAUGACUUAAUUUCUGGGAGAAGGGAGUUGUUACAGGAAUUACAUGUUGAGAAACUUCAGCGGGCAGAGCAACAACGAGCAAUGAAAUUAAUGAAGAUUGUACAGAAAGCGCAAGCAGAAGAAACUAAAGUCAACGAAAUUUUAUUCAUCAAUGAACUUCAGGAACAAAAUAAAAGACAUGAUGUACUGAAUAGAUUACAAGAGCAUGAUGCAAGAUUACAGGAAAUACAGCAGGAACGAAAUAAACAGCAAGAGGUCAAAGCUGCAAAAGAAGAAAAUGUUAAGGAACGACGAAGACUGCUUGAAAAAGAACGUCAGGAAAGACUCAGUGAAUUAAUCAAUAAAAGAAAAGAACAAGAUUCAAGAAUUGAACAACAAAAACAGGAAAAAGAAAAAGAAAGAGAAAAAUUGGCAAGAGACAAAGAAAGAGAAAGAAAAAUUCGUUUAUCUGCUUUAAAUGCAGCACAACAAGAAGCUGUGACUGAACUUCAGAAGAAGAUACAAAUAAAGCAUGAUGAGAGUGAAAGACGUCAUCAAGAGCAGUUGGAACAAAGAAAAGAGAAAGCACUUGAACUUAGUCUUGGAAAAUUUUCUCUAUCAUCUAGUGGCAAUCUCCAACCAGGAGAAUUACAAAGCACGAUUUAUGAGGGUGAAAAAGCAGCACAAAGAGCAAAUGGUGUCAACAGUUCACUGGACUUGUGUUUAGUGUCAAUGGAAGAAAAUGAAACAGGAAAAGGCGAUGCAUCUGCAGGUACUAAAAAUACACAACAAGAUGGAUCAAAUGCAGUCAUGUCUCCAAGAGGUUGCACAGCGGCUGAAGAAAAAAGGAUUGCAAAAGAAAAAGAAAUUCAAAUGAGAGAAAGGAAAAAAGCAAUGAGAAAAAGAAUGAAAAAAUUGAAAACAAGAAUGUCAUCAAGAGGGAAAGAAUUUCUGAAGACAUUAGAUCAGAAGUCAUCAACCACGUCCAGCAGUAAGAACAAAGUAUACAGACUAGUGAAAGACAUCAACCGUCAACUCGCAAAUCAAAAAGAGAGUAGUGGUCCCUGGCCAGCUAAUAGAGUGUCAGCUCUGGAUCGUGCAUUGGGAGAAAUCAAUAGAUUAUUAGAGAAGAAGGAUGACGGCAGCAAAGCUUUAUUUCGCACAAGUGGAGGUUUUGAAAUGAUUGAACAAGUUUUUGAAGUUCCUCUCAAUUCAGCAACAUUCCAAGGACAAAAAGGCGAAACUGUUUCCAUUAUUCCCGACAAGACGAUUGGAAACGCCGCUUCUACGUUCAAAUCCGCUUGUGAAGAUUGUUACGACAACGUUCUUUAUGUUUUGUAUUCAAAUCGAUUCACUGUGCUCAUUGAUGCAUUGGCUCAACAAUUGACAAAACACCUCCCCGAAGUGGGAUCACCGUCAAACGCCAAAAGUCCUACCAUCGGCCGAAAAUCAAGCAAUAAUAACAAUAGCAACAAAGGAAACAAUAUUACUAGAGAUGAUUUGUUCGAUUUAGCAUCUUCUUCAUUGCUAGAUACAUUAGCCUUCUGUAUUGAGUUUCUUGCAACAAGAUCACCCGUCCGAGAAGAUGGAAAGAUUCGACUAAGCGAAAACAAAGAACUGCAACGUGCUUUGAAAAUGACCAUAACUACGUCAUCAAGGUCAGGAUCGAUGGAUGUUAACGACUUGGAUCCUAAGAAAGCAACAGAAGGGUUUUUAAAUCGAGGAUUGGACGUUGUUAGCUACAUCGUGAGCUGUGGAGUUCUUGACAAACUGAGCACUUAUCUUGGAAGCAUUACAAGUGAAAUUGAAGCUCAUAGUAAAGCCGGGUCGUUUAUCGGCAACGGACUCUCGUUUUUGUAUUCCGUGACUGACUUUGUAGCUUUGAGGAAUAGAGUUACUUCUGAUGCUAACGAAGGAAGAAGUAGAAGAACAAGUACCAGCAGUAAUGCCUCUGCACAAAGUGUCGACAAGAUUUCGUUAGAAAACCGUAACCCAUCAACGCUUUUCGACCCCCAAUCUUGGGACAGUGACCCGACUCAGCUUUUACCCACUUUGUUUCAUACGGAAGUCAUGGGGGUCGUAAGUGUUCUAUAUGGAAUUCUACUUCACGGUGCACCCGAAAGACCCAUAUUAUUACGUAACAAUUCAAUUCAAGCGUUGGAUGACGUCACGUCACCUCCACAAAAGAACAUUCCUGAUCACGUGCUCCAUAUCGCAAAAUCCGUUUUCUCGGUCUUAAACGCAGUCGCUGAUCUAGACAUCCAGUUAUUACAGGAAAGUCUCGGAGCAGAAGGAGUGUCACUUGAAUUUCGACACAUUUGCACAUAUUUAUUGUGGUACUGUCAACAUGAUGGUGAACACGAAAUAUUAUUGCACGAAGUUAUCGUUUGUGUCGGCCAUUUCGCACUGUGCAACAAGAAAAAUCAGGACACGAUACAUUCAGGUGCAAUGCCGACCGUUCUUCAACAACUGUGUGUCUUACCAUUUUCGUACUUCAGCAAUCCCAGAUUAUCCAAUAUCCUGUUCCCAACCUUGAUUGCAUGUUGCCAUGACAACCCUACUAAUCUGGAAAUGUUGGAACAAGAAGCCAGCAGCAGUUUGUUAUCGAGCUAUAUUAAGGGUCUUCUGGAAGAUCACGAGAACUUGGAUUCCUUGGAAAAAAUAAAAUACGGAGGUGACGUUAUUUCGAAGACCAAGAAAGCUGUAGCUCUAUCUUCAAGUCGUUUAUAUACCCUAGCUUUUCUACGAGGUGCAUUGUUGUUCUUCGACCAACCAAACUCAUCUAAAGUCAUCACGAAUGGCGACGUCAGCAAUACCACUGUUUCCAAUUUUUGCACCUCGGAUUAGGAUGUAUGUAGUCUAAUUCUCAAUUUGGAUUUACGUGACCUAAUCGUUGCCUAUUGUGUGCAUACUAUCUCGGUACUUCCGUAGUGUGUGUGCCGGGUCAGGGUUAGGCAAUAAUUUUAUUUCGGUUUUUUCUUAUUUUAGUUCUAUUACGAGUUCGGGGACUUUCUAUGUUAGCCAAGUGAACAUCCCCUGCCUAUAGGUUUCAGUCCCUUUACAUAACUUGAUGUAAAAGACACGAACGAAAUUAGUUACCUCCAUAUUGGUACACAUACUUCUGGGGCGCCCGAUUCUCUGCAUUUACGAAGGUUCACACUUUAGAACUAGGAGUGUUCUGAGUCUUUGCACCAGGUGGUUUGGUCAUAAUAUUGAAUUAUCAAUAUUCAUAUUAAAAUGGCAUUCAUAGUACUCGAUUAUCGGUAGAUGUGUUUAUUAUUCCUUGUUAGCGAACUAUCCAAUGCUGGUGAACUUAUUUUGCUUUCACAUUAUAUCCACUACAAGUACAGUACAUCACUCCAUGUGCCAUGUAUCAUUGUUGCAAAUGUCUUUUCAUCGUUUUUUUUCACUCGUUUGUAAAAUAUUAGUGUAGUCAUUUGUGAAGUCUAAAUGUAUUGUGGCACCUAUAACUAGUCAUAGUAGCGCACAAAUUCUGUUUUAAUAUUAUUCAAUAUUUAUUUUUAUUGUUUCGAACUUAGUGGAUUAGUCCUAAACACCCCUACUGUGUUGAUUUCUCUGGAAUGUACAAUUUUUUACAGAGCAAAAUAUAUGUACCAUAUUUUCAAGUCG
Styela clava is the source of this 5890-nucleotide messenger RNA. RefSeq names its product S phase cyclin A-associated protein in the endoplasmic reticulum-like. The record is from RefSeq and is a predicted model, not a curated record. NCBI's taxonomy places the organism in Eukaryota, Metazoa, Chordata, Ascidiacea, Stolidobranchia, Styelidae.